UGAUAACUGAAGAGGUUAACUGUUUGGAGUUGUUACCUCGGAAUUACUUGUCAAGGGGCGUCACGUCGUAGAUUCAACUCGCUUUUUCAUCAAUCGCUGGCUGUGAGUAAAUGUUGUGUAUGUUUCUGUGAUUUCUGAAGGUUUAGAGGAUUACUAUUUCACCAUGAGGAGUUUCAUCUCAUUUCGAAAAUGUACCAUUUUCAUGUCUAUAAUUUUAUUUGCCUUUCAAGAAUGCUAUUCUGAUACAAUAUUUACCUGCCCAAAAAAUAAGGGAAAUCCUAUGCCAAAGUUUCCUGAUGCCUAUUCAGCUGAUACAAGAUUGAAUUUUAAAGAACUUGGCAGGUCUGUUGAUAUGAGGCAAGUUGUGAAAGACGGUAAAAUAAGCAUGGAAUUCUUUGCCGGUGAAAGACAUGUCAAGUAUAUACGAGUUGGGGAACAGCAGAUUCUGUUAUCAUAUGGCACUGAUGAUUUAUAUCCAAACUGUACAGUAAAAACUGUCAAGCAGGCUGGUAUUGUUCUCGAAGCAGAGGAUGCUGGUCCAAACAAAAUACUGGAGAAGCUCCACAAUAUUGUUCAUGGUAAAAGAAGCUCCGAGUUCUCUCUUUCCAGUUAUACGUAUGAAAAUAGCGUCUUAGUUAGGAAAUGGGAGGGUUGCUUUAAAGAUCCUGACAUUAAUGCUUCGUUCGCUUUUGCAGAUGAAAUUUGGGACAACAGUCGAAAAUCCUUUCUUCAUAAUGCUUAUUACGUAGUUUCAGCAGAAGCACAAAUUGAAACAGAAUUCUUGGUAGCAUUAGUUAGUAACUUUGAUCCUAGGGCUCCUUCGGAUAUGGAAUUCAUGCCGCCAGAAAAUGUGUAUUGUGAUGGAUUCACACCCCAGACCAACAAGAAACCCCUUGCGAUACCAGAUUAUUUUAGCUACGAUUCAGAAUUAAUUGUUUACAGGGAUACAGAAGGAAUUGAUCCACUUGUUACUCAUCGUACUAUAUACUACGAUUUAAUAGCCGGUAUAGAACGGACCGAUUUUUAUGAUGUCUACCAGGAAGAUGGCGAUACAUUUUCAAAAGUAACAGAAAGGAGCAUAUCCAUUAUCCAUGACUUCAAAGCAGGUAUUCAGUAUAAAUUCAGUCCAGCAACCGGAACCUGUGAAGUGGAUGCUUUUCUAAGUAAUAUUGGUCCCAUUUCGGUAAAACUGACUGGAAAAGACAAGAUGUCUUCUGGAAACGAAUUCUUUAAUUUGAAUACAGACAAAAUACAGUAUAAUGGAGUGUUUCGCACACGUGAUUAUGAAGUUGAUGUUUACACCGCUCCUGCAGACCUUUUCGGCGAGAAAUACAUUUUCUCAUGGUAUUUCAGUACGGAUGGGAUCCAAGUCGCCUCAAAAGGAGAAGUGGAGCAGAAUGUGCUUGUCCGUAUGGUCAUCAGAAGUGCAACUCCGGGUGCUGGGAAAGAAGGUAUGGUGGUUGCCAACUUCUUUAAUUUUGAGAAAGGAGAACCAGGAGAUUUUGUAUAUGAUUUGACAAGUUGCUAUGAUGAAACAUUGUCAAAGCAUUUUGUGCUGACAUUCCAAGUCAAUGAAGUACUAAAGGGUUCUGAAAUGAAAAUAUCAUCUCUUAUUCACAAGAGUAUUCAGACUGUGGCUGGAGUCAGCAGUCAAAGAGUGUAUAUGUCAGAGGUUAUUGUAAAUAAGAGAUAUAUGUACGCCAGGUUCAAGCUUCUUGCUCCUCCAAAUGCUUUGUAUCCUGAAGCAAAUUCAACUAAUGAAAGCACAUUAGAUGAAGCGGUUGCGAAAUUAAGAAAGUCUGUCGAAGAUAACACAUUCAACAUUUCCCUUAUAGUUAAAGGCGAACUGGAAUACCUGAAACCUAUACGAAAUGGCCUGAAUGAAUUUUCCGGGGAUCUGAGAAUUGAAGAACCAUCUACAGCGACUUAUAAAGAGGGUUCUGUGAUAGCCCUUACAAUUGGAAUGUUAGUUUUAGGAUUCGUUCUUGGAGGUGUGACUCUCAACUUAGUUGUGAGCAAGAAGUAUGGAGUAUCUCUCUGUCAGAAAAAAAAUGUGAUUCGUGAUCCAUUUAGUAAUUCCCUCGGAGAGAGUUCAAUGUGAAUGUGGUUGAGUCUAAAGACCAAGCAAGUGUAAAUAACCGAAUAGUUUAUUUUUAAAAGGGAGAUUCAAGAGAGGAAAAACUGUGUCAGAAACUUUUAUGUCAUAGUUGUGUACGCUUGUUCGAUUAGUAAAGGGAUUUUCUUUUGGAACUAUAAUGGAACCAGAAAACAGUCUUGUGUUUCUUCUUCAUUGUGUCUGUAGUGUUUCUUCUUCAUUGUGUCUGUAUUGCUAUAUACAGACGGAUUCAAAAGUAUUAAAACAAAUUCUAACUACUUAA
Argiope bruennichi is the source of this 2378-nucleotide messenger RNA. RefSeq lists its product as uncharacterized. The transcript is spliced from 15 exons. The record is from RefSeq and is a predicted model, not a curated record. Lineage: Eukaryota; Metazoa; Arthropoda; Arachnida; Araneae; Araneidae. The coding region runs from base 164 to 2101 and encodes 645 amino acids.